Diceros bicornis minor is the source of this 2941-nucleotide messenger RNA. RefSeq names its product small ArfGAP2 (gene SMAP2). The transcript has 10 exons. Gene Ontology annotation, molecular function: GTPase activator activity. The record is from RefSeq and is a predicted model, not a curated record. NCBI's taxonomy places the organism in Eukaryota, Metazoa, Chordata, Mammalia, Perissodactyla, Rhinocerotidae. Bases 413 to 1702 code for a protein of 429 amino acids.
AGCUGCCGGAAGUAGGCAGCCGAGGUGGUGGCUGAGCGGGUUGCAGCUGCCAGGGAAACCGGGGCGCGGGACGCACGGCCCGCAGACAGGCGGGCCCGGGGGUCGUCUCUGCGCCCGGCACGCAGGAGGACCGAGAGCUCCCUUUGCCGGGGCUGAGGGUCCCUGGUCCGGCAGCCUCCUCUGGACGCGGGCCUUUCCCUAAGCCCGCUAGGGGGCGCCGCACUGAGGGGCUGCAAAGUCGGGGGCGGGCGCGGCUGACUGGAGAAGGGGCGGCGGGCCGGAGGAGAGGGCUCUCCCCCGCUCAGGAGGUGCCCCUGGGCGGGGGACCGGGAGUCCUCACCUCCGGACUGAGGCAGGGGCUUCUGGGGGCGAGGAGGGCGCCUGGCCCUCUGCCCCCGCCGGCACCCUGGCCAUGACGGGCAAGUCGGUGAAGGACGUGGAUCGGUACCAGGCGGUCCUGGCCAACCUGCUGCUGGAGGAGGAUAACAAGUUUUGUGCGGACUGCCAGUCUAAAGGGCCACGAUGGGCCUCCUGGAACAUUGGUGUGUUCAUCUGUAUUCGAUGUGCUGGAAUCCACAGGAACCUGGGGGUGCACAUAUCCAGGGUAAAGUCAGUUAACCUCGACCAGUGGACGCAAGAACAGAUUCAGUGCAUGCAAGAGAUGGGGAAUGGAAAGGCAAACCGACUUUAUGAAGCUUAUCUUCCUGAGACCUUUCGGCGACCUCAAAUAGACCCAGCUGUCGAGGGGUUUAUUCGAGAUAAAUAUGAGAAGAAGAAAUACAUGGACCGAAGUCUGGACAUCAAUGCCUUUAGGAAAGAAAAAGAUGACAAGUGGAAAAGAGGGAGUGAACCAGCUUCAGAGAAAAAAAUGGAACCUGUUGUUUUUGAGAAAGUUAAAAUGCCACAGAAAAAAGAAGAUCCACAGCUACCUCGGAAAAGCUCUCCGAAAUCCACAGCACCUGUCAUGGAUUUGUUGGGCCUUGAUGCUCCUGUGUCCUGCUCCAUUGCAAACAGUAAGACCAGCAAUACCCUAGAGAAGGAUUUAGAUCUUUUGGCCUCUGUUCCAUCCCCGUCUUCUUCGGUUCCCAGAAAGGUUGUAGGUUCCAUGCCAACUGCAGGGAGUGCUGGCUCUGUUCCUGAAAACCUGAACCUGUUUCCAGAGCCAGGGAGCAAAUCAGAAGAAACAGGCAAGAAACAGCUCUCUAAAGAUUCCAUCCUUUCACUCUAUGGAUCCCAGACGCCUCAAAUGCCUGCCCAAGCAAUGUUCAUGGCUCCUGCCCAGAUGGCAUAUCCCACAGCCUAUCCCAGCUUCCCUGGGGUUACACCUCCUAACAGCAUAAUGGGGAGUAUGAUGCCCCCACCAGUAGGCAUGGUAGCUCAGCCAGGAGCUUCUGGGAUGGUUGCCCCCAUGGCCAUGCCUGCAGGCUAUAUGGGUGGCAUGCAGGCAUCAAUGAUGGGUGUGCCAAAUGGAAUGAUGACCACUCAGCAGGCUGGCUACAUGGCAGGCAUGGCAGCUAUGCCCCAGACUAUGUAUGGGGUUCAGCCAGCUCAGCAGCUGCAAUGGAACCUUACUCAGAUGACCCAGCAGAUGGCUGGGAUGAACUUCUGUGGAGCCAAUGGCAUGCUGAGCUAUGGACAGUCGAUGAACGGCGGGAAUGGACAGGCAGCAAACCAGACUCUCAGCCCUCAGAUGUGGAAAUAAAAACAAAACACCCGUAUGGCUACCACUCUCCUUAGCCCCUAUCUCCCAGGUUUUCCUCUUUCCCCAACUCCCCCAACCCCAUCCCUUUUCCUACCAAUCUCUCUUUGGUUUAGAAAUUGCUCAGUCCGUCACUUAAGGUUUGGCAUUCUGCCCAGCCCAACCACUUCCCGAACACGCACACCUCUCUGUUGCUUUAUGUUGUACAUGUCCCCUGGCCGUCCUGACUUCCUCCCCAGCCUCAGCCCCAAGUCCUCUCUUGGCACCAGCACCUUAGAAAUUGUUGGCAGAAGGCACUUAAACUGUGGGAGAAAUGUGCACACCUUUGAGUACCUUUCCCACAAGGUUAAUCCUCCUAUCAGACUCAGAAAGGUCUGUAGGUGUUGUGCUUUAGGCAAAGAGGGGAGGGUUUAGAGGUACUUCUAUAUGUGUUAAUAAGCUGUUUCUACAUAUUUAAAUUAUUGGUUGAAGAGGGAGGCAUCAUGCUCCCAUGAAUGAUGGGAACGAAGAAAGUACUGAAAUCAAGUUAAAUACUCGUUGGGUGUUAGAUCAGGUUCACCCAAGGAACCUGGGGUGAGGCAAACCCCUCCUAUGAGGAUGAGCAAAAAUAUUACUCUCCUUUGCCCCGAAUUGCUUUCUGGAUCUGAGGCUUCAGGACUCACUGCUUUAGUCAGCUGUCUUAGCACCAAAGACUUUAUGAAGGUCCCACACGAAAACACACACCCUUUCCCCACCUCUAUCCUGCUUCCAGUAGGAUCUGGCCCCAUGGCUGGAGGACCAGCCCCUCCAGUGGGAAUGCAGACGUUAAUGUGUGUACUGCUUGUGUGCGUAUGUGUGGAUUCCACGCCCCACUCUCUCCCCAUCUGCUCUGGAUGUUUUUGUUUUUUAGUUUUAGGUUUACAACAGAGAGGAGUUAAUUUAUCAACAGCCUAAAAACUGUUGGCAGUUUUUCUUAUAAUCAAAAUAAUUGCAAUCUCAUCGAUAGCUCCCUUCCUCCUUUCCCCUCUCCCAAUCUGCCAAUCACUCUUUCAUGCCUGUGUAUCCCGGGCUGCUGUUUCCCCACCUGUUCCAGGUGUAUGAGGCAGAGAGCCUGGCAGCUUUCCUCUCAGUCAUUGUUCACCCCACUUGAAAAUUAAAACAAGAAAACUUUGCUUAAAAGAUUUCACCUGUGGGAACCACAAUUCCUGGUUGCCUUUCUCCUGUGUAUGUGUAAAUUCCUUAAUAAAUAUUGCAGGGAAGGAC